AGGUCCGCACUCCGCGGAGUCGUGCGUUACGUUUGGUACGCGUCAACAUCAUCAGCUGUUGUUACGUUCUUCCAUGAAAUGACAGUUUCGUGGAGGUUCAUAAUGUGGAAAUCAUUUUCGUGAGGGUGUUUCGUGUACCGCACAGGCGAGCCGUGUCUGAUCUUAUUUCUGGGAAAGAUGAACGGGAGCCUGGGAAUAAUGCGCGGACCAGAGCAACAUCCACAAAGGUUCGCGGAUUAUUUUGUCAUAUGCGGACUGGACAAAGAUUCGGGUUUGGAACCGGACAAAUAUUUUGGAGACUCUUUGCAAUGUACGCCUCUGGAUCGAGCAUACAAGAGUAAAGUUUUGGGACAUUAUCCGGAUUCUGUACCAUGGAACCCUUUCGACGAACACGCUGUCUGCAUGCUCUGCUUGCCGAGCGGCCUGAGAUUCCGAACACAGAAACACUCGGUAGAACCAACUUUCCACUCGUUCGUACUGACGAAGGAAGACGGGCACAGAACGUACGGGUUCAGCCUUGUUUUCUACGAGGAGUGCCGGAAUCGCAAGAUAUGCGCGGCUAUGCAAACCCUCCAGGCGAUGCAUAUCACGGAACUGAGCAGCGGUCAAAACGGUACACCACCAACGGUACGGAAAGGCCAGGAUGGACAUAACACGCGAUCGUUGCCACGGCAUUUCAAGUUAUCAGCACAUUCACCGAGCGCUGCGUUAGGCUACUAUGAUUCUACCAAAGACAAGUUGCUAGUGACUAAAUCGAUAUCCUUGCUAUGCCAGCAGCCUUACCUUCAUGCCGCGAAAACGUUCCUCACUAAUCUCUACAAAUGUGUUCCUAGACAUCCAGGACCUGGUCUUAGUUUAGAAUCCUACGUAUACAGUCUCCUUUAUAAUGUACCGGUUCCGUUGCUUGGAAAGUCGCUAAAGUUCUUCGUUCCCAACGACGAGCCAGCUAAAUCACCAUUGGAACUGGUGAUACAUCAGCCAACACCGUCUCAGGAACUGCCGAUGCUAGAUUACUCUUUGAAAGACAUGUUCACAUGGCUUGGCGCUGACUGCGUCAUUCAGUUGUUCACGUGUGUCUUACUGGAGAAUCAAGUAUUGCUUAGGAGCUCGGAUUUCCAUAAACUGAUGGUGGUGUCCGAGUGUAUAACGGCGCUUCUGUUUCCAUUUUCCUGGCAACACGUAUACGUGCCGAUAUUACCCGCCAGUUUACAACAUUUCUUAGACGCGCCUGUGCCAUUUAUAAUGGGCUUGCACGCGCAAAGCGAGGGCGGUGUACUGAACAUUGCUAGCGAAGCAAAUCUUUGUUAUGUAGAUAUAGAUAAGCAAAGUAGUCAAUUUCCAGAAGAAUUACCCGUGUUUCCUCAUAAAAUGCAAUUCAUUGCUGAGAUUAGAGCUCUCUUAAACAAGUACAAAGUACCACUUACAGGAAAGACUGAUAAUAUGGUCAUAAAUCAUUAUAACGGCGACAUCAUGACUAGUAGUUUGACGCUUCCUGGUUCUGGAUUCCACCUUCCUCGUAGAAAACACUCGUUACACGAUGUAUUGGAUUGGGAUCGACCGGAACCGCCUCAGCAAUCGGACACUUUGCAGAGGAGAGUAGAUGUCGUUAAAAGGACAGGGGUAAACGUAGAGGAUAUUGAAUCAGUUGAAGAUAAUUAUGUUAAGGAACGAAUACUCACGCCUCAAGAAGAGUAUCGGGAGAUGCUUAUAUUUAAUAAUGCGAUUAGAGAAAUUUUUUUGAAUCGUUUUGUACAGAUCUUUUCUAGCUAUGAACAUUUCGUUAUUCAACCAAGCCAGGACAAAAACGAGUGGUUGAAUAAUAGGGACAGCAUGCAUGUUUUUGAUAAAGCUACAUUUUUAUCCGAUCAACCGACGCAACAUUUGCCAUUUUUAUCGAGGUUCCUAGAGACGCAAAUGUUUGCUUCUCUGGUCGACAGUAAAGUUAUGUCAACGUGGAGCGAGUUAGACUUCAAUAUACGGGUUUUCGAUCAAAGAAUUUCUUUCUUAAGAAAAAAGGUUGGCGAGGGUAUUGUACGUUCAACGCGUUACGAGCCCUGUACAAGCAUAGAUGAAUCGCAAAAAGUGUUGGAGCAAAGAUUAACGAACGUGGAUUUUGAAACAAAUCCACCCACUGAGAUUCUUCCUCAUAGAGCGGCAUAUUUUAGAAGUUUCCCUUUAUUAGACAACGUUGCUUUAAACAAGGAACCGGCUCAAAGUAUACUUCGUAGUCGAAGAGGACAGACUCAAUGGAAGUAUAAAAUGAAAUCUAUGGAGUCGAACGGUAAAACAACAGCACCUCAAGAAACUCAAUCGCCUCGACCACAAACCAAGCUCUCUGCAGACAUGAGUCCAGCCUUGAUAGCUCAAGCUAAUUGGACGUUUGUUGAAAAAUUGCUCAAGGAUUGCAAGUCAAAAACAAAAAGAAUGUUGGUUGAAAAAAUGGGUUCUGAAGCUGUUGCAUUGGGUCAUGGUGGAGAAUCAUUGUCCGAUGUGGAAGAAAAUACAUUAGUCGCCAGUCUCUGUGAUCUUUUGGAACGAGUUUGGAGCCAUGGAUUACAAAAUAAGCAAGGAAAAAGCGCCCUUUGGUCGCACCUUACCAUGUAUCAAGCAUUGGAAGAAUGUAACGAUCCUAACAAACCCAUAGAUCCUAAUUUUCUUUCUCCUGCCAAGAAAUCCUCGAAUACUUUUUUUGGAUUAUCGGACCGUUUAAUUUCCACCUUAAAGGGCAAAAAUAUUUUUGAAAUUGCUUCUUAUAUCAAGGAGAAUUUUAAUGAUCUACCAAAUUUGGCAUUGGAAAUUGACUCGCCUACGCGAGGAACAGAUAAACAUAAAUCUCCUGGAGAUAGAAAGAUCGGUCCUGAACAUCUUAGGCCUUUACCCGACUCUUUGCUUUUUGAUAUUCGAAACGUGCAAGCCAUGACCGAUAUCAAAACCCAUAUUGGAUAUGCCAGAGCUUGGGUUCGAUUGGCACUUGAGAAGAAACUCCUUUCUCGUCAUUUGAAAACUCUCUUAUCACAUACUAGGUUGCUGAGGAGUCAAUACAAGCGCUCUGCAUUCUUGCGUUGCGAAGAAGAAAAGGAACAAUUCCUUUACCAUCUUCUGACGUUAAAUGCUGUUGAUUAUUUCUGUUUCACUAAUAAUUAUCCGACCACAAAACUGCCGUACAGGGUGGUCAUAUUUCCUAGUCGAAAAGCGAGUGCAGCUACCACUUCAGCAAAUAGUUGGAUCGCUAUAUCAGGCACUCUAUGUGAAACAAAUCCCGUCCCGAUUCCUAAGGGAGCAUUGGAAUUUGUGUUUCAUCACAAAAAUUUGGGGGUAAUUUCUACGUUACGUAUAGGUCAUGACAAUACAGGUCUUUCACCUAAGUGGAUGGUAGAACAUGUUGUAGUGAGAAAUGAAGUGACAGGGCAUACGUUCAAAUUUCCAUGUGGCAGAUGGCUUGGUAGAGGCAUCGAUGAUGGUUCUACCGAGAGAUUAUUAGUAGGUGCUCUUGUGCCCCGUUGUAUUGAUAGCGAAGAAUUGGUUGAGACGUGUUCGACACCACCAAGAUGUAGGUCACCUAGUAUACCUAGGCGACCCAUAUUAUCUCCAGUUGAACUUCAACAUAUGUUGGGCGAAUCUGUAAACGCAAUUGUGAAGUUUCACUAUAGAAGAGAGUGUCAAGAUGGCUCUUUAACGGCGUUGCUCUGUGGCGAGGGUGGUCUCGUGCCAUCUUUAGAACAAAUAUUUUUAUUUGGGUUUAAAAAUCAGAGGAUAUUUGGGCGAAAUUUUUAUGUUUGGGAUUACCUCUUACGUGUAAAGGAGAACUUCGACAUUUUUUUGUUGGAGGAAAUGGACGAAUAUUCGCAAAAAAUGAAUCGAGAUAGACGAGUUCACACAGCGAACAAUCACAGAUUCACCUCUUUAAGAUGUUACUGUCACCUCAUUGAUCAAAUUAACAUGUUCAGUCAGACUCUUGGUAAAGAUGGAAAGUUUCAAUUAUUCAUUUGCUUAGCAGCAAGAGAGCAGCUUCUUCAUUUGAUGCUUCGACCCAUGAGUGAAGCCCGCUCUACGGCGGAUAUGUACGAUGAAACUUCCUUUUUAAGGAAUCCAAUAUUAUUAAAUUUCCUCAUUAAAAUUCUUGAACCAUUAAGCGAAUUUCACAUUGUUCUUGAAAAAAGUUUGACUCAUGGAAUUUCUAGUAUAUGUUAAUUUAUCAUGAACAUUCCAGGUGAUUAGGAUAUGUUUCUUCGAAGCGGCACAAUUUACCAAAUUCUAAAUAGUACGGGAUGAAAAGAAAUAAGUAUUAAGAUGUCGACAAAAAUGAGGAACUUUGUAAAACCUAUUAUUAAGAAGUUAAGAAGAAUUUAAUAAUGCAAAUGAAGACUGUUAUGCAAAAUGUAAAAUAGUCGUUUUAGAUAACAAAACUAUUUGACAGAGAAUUAUUACAUGGAGUGAUAAUGAAAGCAUAGAUCUUGCCCUGUUCUGAAAGCUUAUGAAUAUUAUGACAGUGAGAAUUCAGUGCAAAGAUAAACUAUCUAAUUUGGCCCAUCUUGCCGUAGAUAUUAGGAAGCAACAAAGAGUUUGUUGAAACAGACGUAUCGUGUACCAAAGAUGUGAUCCUAUUAGUUAUACUAAUUAGUAUUAUUGAUAUUGUCAUUAUUAUUAAGGAUUUAGUUUUUCUACAAUCUUGAACGUAAGCAGACAAACGUAUAUGAAGUGUGCAAACAACGUACAUCGCAACAAUGAACAAUUAUUUAUUGUUUCAAGUAAAUAACAAAACAAAUUUUCUCGCAAAAAAUUGAAUUGGAGAAAUAGAAUUACGUUCUAUUAUAUAAAAAUCUUGAAUAAUUUUUUCAAAUCAUGCUGCAUCUAAUGAUUGAUCUAUCCAUAAUUUUUAUAAAUUUCUCUACGUUGUUUUCUCACACUUGUCAACAAAUGCUUAUACUAUCGUCUAAUACUCCUUCUUAAACAACUGUUACGAAAUUCUCAUUUUUAUUAAUUGACGUAGCUUAAAGUACAAAUAAUUAAAAUGUGUUAAUUGCAACUUUUCAUAAUAUUUUACGCACGCAAUUUUUUUUUUUUUUUUAUAAAAUUUGAGAUCCAAUCGGUGUAAUGUAAUGAAGUCAAAAUGACGUAAUACGUUGUGAAAAACAUUUAAGUAUAUAUUGAAAAAAUGGACCAAAGGACUUAAUUUAUUAAAAGUUUUAAAGCGUGGCAGUUCGUUUUUAACAUGCAGAAUACACAGCAUCGGUACUGAUUGCUCUUUAAGAUUUUAAUGUACUUGAUAACUGGAUUAGACCGAUUAAUACUAAUAAUGUUUCGAAGAAAUAGCUUUCAGAGUACAAUUUUACUGCUAGUGUUCCACGGACGUUCACAACUCAUAGAUAAAAAAUCGUUCUAUCACAUUAUUAAGUCGUAUGUCAGUCGUAUUAAUUUCAUUGCGAGCCUUUCGCAUCUGUGUGGCCAAAUAUAACAGUUCAUAGCAUCGCCUUGCAUCUAAAUCCAUUAACAUAAGAUUACAAUUUUAAUUUCAAAUACUAUCUAUUAAUUGAAAAUAAUUCUUUUGUUCUUUAUCAUUUGUUAUGUAUGCUCAGGUACAAAUUGAAUGAAAAACAAUGUGUUAAUAUAUGAAAGAGGAAUUAAAAUACAGGAAACGAGUAAAAUUUGUUGAUGUAUAAUAAGUUACUUUAUAAACAAUCUGGCAUUUAUGUUAAAAUUUCAUCUGUUAAAUAACCAUGUUACUAUAUAUUGUUAACAAAAUAUUAAGAUAAUGAAGAAUACUCGCAUAAUGAUCUGGUCUGAUCAUUCUGAAAUUUUCUAUGGAUAGGUGGAGAUAUGUAUUUUAUUUAGCUUUUAUAGGGGUUCCUGUAUAUUUUGUUGUUUUAACAAUAAUUGACGAAUGUUAUUUUAGGUAGCCAAAAAACGUGUAUUGUGAUCGUUUUAGACUGAAGAAUAAUGCGUAACAAUUUAUUUUACUUCAUUUUUAUUAUAUUUUAAUUGUGCUUUAUGUCGUCAUGUUCAAGUCACGUUAUAUGUUCAUUUCUCUUAAAGUACAUUCCAAAGUCAUUGCUGUACAAAUCUCGUUUCAUUCAUUCUAUGAAAAAUAAUAAGAUAAAAAUAUUUUUAUAAAUAUCAUGGAUCAUUAUUCCAAUUUCUUUUAAAUUAAGAUUUAUUCUUCUGUAGUUAGAACAAAUCUUUGAUUUUAACAAUUGUUUUUUACUUUGUCAAUAGUUCUGUAACGUCACUUUUACAUGAAGUCAACACAUGUUUCGAUUCAUAAUACUCAAACAAAUAAUUUAUAUGUAAAUUUCAAUUAAAAUCAUGUCCAUCUGAUCACGAUCCAUGUUCGGUUGUUCCUCAUUAUGAAAAUUAGAUUCUCUACCGAAUUUGUAUAUAAAUGAGAAAUUAUAAAGCUUUGAUGUAACGUGUAGGAUCUUUUACAAGACGACUGUCGUAUAAUAUAAUUGUAUAUAUACAAAUUGUAAAACAAAAUACUGUAAUAUUGUACAGUAGAAUAAAGGAUUGUCAAAAUAGAA
Molecule: messenger RNA, 6518 nt
Organism: Osmia bicornis bicornis
Lineage: Eukaryota; Metazoa; Arthropoda; Insecta; Hymenoptera; Megachilidae
Gene: pns
Product: DENN domain-containing protein 5B
Exons: 21
Coding region: 178-4191 (1337 amino acids)
Molecular function (GO): guanyl-nucleotide exchange factor activity; small GTPase binding
Source: RefSeq, a predicted model, not a curated record